CACGACUCUGUUUAGGCCAACCAGCUCUAAAACGAAUGAUGUAAGGCAGAAUGAAAGGAAGUUGAACAUCUAGCUCUGCUGCCGACAAGUUGGAAAGAAGCUUCCAUAAUGAUGUGAAAUUGGCGGUGAAGUUGUCAGAUCAUACUAUGAAACGCUUUGUUCCUGAGAAAUAGUUUAGUAACUUAGGCCAGAAGAUCAGGGGCAGGGCAUCUCAUUACUUUACUUUGUUAUGUUAGGUUGGAGUCGCAUUUGGUAUCUUUGCAGACUGCAGUUAUGAAUCAGAAUUGGCAUAGCAGUCCGUUUGAAAAUGACCUCAAGAAUCUUAAUCAACCAUUUGGGAGGAGUAUUGACCCUGGUAUCGACAAUGUUAACUUGAAUUCCAUGAUUGGAGAUUUCAUGCAAAGUGAACAAUAUCCAUAUCAUCUAAAUUUGAAUGACAGCUUAACAGAACUAUCACCAGAAGAAACUGAACAGUUUCUUGAAGAUGCAUUCAGCUUUACCAGUUCAAAAAGCCCUCUGUCAGAUGAUCUCACGGAGUCAAGCUUGAGCAUGGAGAGCUCCCCAGCCACACAGCACAGCGAUGACUUACUCUGUAUGUCAUAUUUGACACAAGAUGUAAAACAAGAAGAGCUGUCACCUGCUACAAACUCUAUGGAAUUUAGAAAUCCAUUAGAAAAUGCAUCUUUGCCAGUCACUCUCAAUGGGAGACUAAGAUUAGGGGAUAGUGGCAGUGAGGUUGAUUCUUUCCUUCAUCAAUCAAAUAUCACUGCAAACAAUUCACCAGACUUAUCUUCACUGCUAACUAAGUCAAGUGAAAUUUCUCUUGCACAGUUGGAUGAUAGCAUUUGUACAGCAACGAGUCCACUGAGUUACCAUCAGGUCAACAUGGUGGGUAGGCAAGUGCCAGAACCAACCAUGAGGCCAAUCAAAACGAAAAGCACUUCAAAUGACCAGCAACCUGUUCAGCUUGUUAACCUCUUGCAAAAUGGCCCAGAGGCAGAAUCUCUUCCUUCAACAAAUGUAGAUACUCCAGCUAACCAGAAGAAGAGACCAAGCAAGCCAAGGAAACAGAAAGUAAAUGAUCAAAAGGUUCCUAAACAGACCAAGGUAGCCAAAUCACAAUCUGAGGAGUUGGAAUCAAACUCUGUGGGCGUCAAAAAUGAAUCUUCUUCUCAGUCUGUAUCCCAGGUUGUCAUGAUCCCGCAAGUGGUGUUCACAGGACGAGAUGCCUCUACUUCACAGCCUAUUACAGCAUACAUAGCGACUUCAUCAAAGCAAGUAAUGACAACAGUCCCAAUCAAAAUUAUGAGCUCAAAUUCUAUUGAAAUGGAGAAGAUUCCAAUAACACCCAUUGGCAAGAAGAAUCUCAGUUCAAACCUUAAAAGAAAGAAUGAAAAAUGUGGGCGAAAAACCAACCACAAUGAAGUUGAAAAAAGAUACAGAGAAAGUAUUACCACAAGCUUAGAGGAUCUGAAAGAAUUAGUUUUUGGCCAUGACACCAAGAGCACAAAAGCUGGGAUAUUAAGAAAGGCAAUGGAUCAUAUUAAAUAUUUGAGAAAGAUCAACCAACGAUUGAAACAGGAAAAUAUGAGAUUGAAGAUGGCCCAAAAACAAACAAGCCUGGUAGACUUGGUUCAGAACCAUAGCAAUAACUCUCACAUUCACCAUAAUAUAAUUGAAGACAUUGAUGCUGAUGUCUGUUCUGAAGAUGAAGAUAUCGACCUAAUGGAGGAAGAACUGCAGUCCCAUGAUUCUGGCCAGUCCUCUGCUGCCACUUCACCAUCUUCAGUUGAAUCUGUUCAAGCCAAUGGCACUUUCAGCAUUUUGAAUAAACAGCGCUUCUUUCUCAGCAUGUUUAUGUUUGCAUUCAUGUUUCUUGGCCCUGGCAAACUCUUGUUUGGAACCAAAGAUGGACUUUCUUCUGAUUAUGAUACUCCGCAUACCGGGGGUAGAACAAUCUUGUCAGUGAAUAAGGACGCUGAGAACGAUGGCUUCAAAGCCUACACUACGGUUAUUGUCAAUUCAAUCUUGUAUCUGCUGUUUUUUGCAUGGCUUCUAAUCAAGGGUGAACCACGCUAUUCUCGUGAUUCCAAAAAUGUCGCCUCGUUCAAAGCUUACAUGAAUAAAGCAGAUUCUGAGGCAACCAAAGGAGAUGUCGAGAGCGCAAGAAGUUGUGUUGAGCGCGGCUUGCAAGUGAUUGGGCGUCCAUGGUCGUCCUCAAAAAUUGACGUCAUCCCAUCAUUAAUCUGGCAUUUGGUUUGCCACGUGCUACAUCAAACUGGUAUUCUGUCUCUACUCAAGAACCUAGGUUGGUUGAUUUUGCCACGAAGACUGUCAGCUGCGGAGGCGAAAUCACGAUAUCGUAAUUCUUGUUCGCUUGCAUCACAGGCAUAUGGAAAGCUGCUUCAACUUGAAUCGAUUGGAAACCAAGGAUGCAAAUUAACAUGCUUAAAGUUGGCCAUUGCUGCAAUAAACAUGGCAGAAAAUGCAGAUGAAGUAGUCUCCAGUGAACAUGUCUUGAAGAUAUAUCUGCAUUCGGCAAUUAUGUUGAGGGUGAAGUUUGGAGUCUUCUCGAAACUUUUCAUGCGCUACUUAAUAAGUCGAGCCAACGCAUUGCUGGCAGAACGAGCCGACGAUGUCCCAGUAUCUUUGGCUUGGGUCUUCCACCCUUUUGGUCAUCAAUAUGUGUUGUCGGCGAAAUGGUCACUGGAAGGAUUUCAUUUUGACCGGAGUUCUAUGAAAGAACCUUUAGAACACGUGAAACAAAGCUUUAUUUUGACCCAAGUUGAAGCAGCUCUGGGGCAGAUUGUAGCCCCUGCAAGUAAUGAAUUGGAUAUUCAAGCCACUGAGCGCUGCUUGUCUGUACUGAAACAGUGUGGCUCUGACAACGAUGACACUGUGUCUUUCUGGCAUGGUUUGCUGAGUGUUGUGUUCUAUGUUGGUGUUGGGAUGAAGGAAAAAGCUCGGGAAUCUUGGGAGUCGCUGGAUUGUUAUGCCGAAGAUAAAGCGUCCAAUGCCAGUGAUUUGUACGACCUCGUGGAUUGUUACUUUGACACCGUAAAUGGGACGGCUGAGGAGGAGGUUGAAGCCAGGCUCUUGAUUGUUGAAGAAAACAUUCUUAAAAAUUUCGCCUUUGAUGAAGGCAGAAAGCAGCAAAGCAGCUUUUUGCAGCUCUUAGCAGCUGCCUGUGCAGAUAUGGCUUUGAGCGUCAGAAUUGCUCGUUGGGAAUACUCGCGUACCAAAUCGAUGACCGUCGAUCAGCUGGAGAGAUUUGAGCAGAACCUCAGUAUUUUGAAGGCCCUUUCCUGCCUGUAUGCUCCUUUGAUUAAUAAGGUCAAGUAUUUCAAUGAAGCAAUGAGAGUCAUGGCUGGUGUUAACCCGGUUGGACUCACAAAGGGUUUGCUACGAAACAGAAGACAAGAUCAAUCUGACCUCGCUCUUGAUACCAAGACGAGCAUUCAGAAUGAGGAAUUCCAAAACACGAAAAUCAUGUUGUUUGUCAUCAAGCAUUUGCCUUCAAUUGUCGCAAAAUGUUAUCCAACAAGCUGCAUCGCGUAUCUUCAACGUGUCGGCCUUAUAUUGGAGAAGUCAGGCCUAACAGAAAUGACUGAAGAUUGUAAAAAGGUAUUAGCAACCCUCAAAACAUCAUGAAGAGUGCACUUUUUUUAGAAGAUAUGACAAGACUUUCAAGUAAACCUUUUACCAACUUCGCUAGCACAGUUACAAGGAGACAGAAUUUUACCAGUAGAUAUAAAAGCCUUUACAUUCUUUGAAAUUGAUUAUUGUAAUUCCCUUUUGUAGAAUCGGCCUGGUCAACUUUUGGUGACUUUUAAUCUGAUGGUCGGAUAGUCCGUAGCGGAUGACGAAGGUCCACUUCCUAAGCUAGUAUACUGACAAGAUAAUUAUGGGACAUUUGCCCCCAGCCUUCUCCCACAAUGCCUCUGUAUCUUUCCUCUUGUUUUCAGUGUAGAUACUGAUAUUUCAGCCUCUCCACUCCGACAUUAACUACCCUUUUUCCCAUAACCUUUGUUUCCUCAAAAUCUGGGGCUCACAUUCCCCCACCCCUCUCUGUUGACAUAGACUUUCUUUCAUUUUUUGCAAAUUUCGCACGCCAGAAUCCAUUACGGUUUAUUAAAAUUUAUGUUAACAAGUCAUCUACUGCACUUCUGCAAUAUUUUUUUAACACACGAUAUUAUUUCAAGAUCCGCCCGAUAAAGUGCCUACGGCAUUGAAUAAACCCUAAAAUCGCGGCCUUUCUCUUAAAACUGAGGUGUUAGAUAGUUAAAUGUAAUAGGUGUUAAAUUAAGAAUAGUAUCAUUUGUUGUUUAUUUGUUAUUAUAAAUAGCCGACUUAGGUACUACCAAUUACAUUUGUAUCUUA
Rhopilema esculentum is the source of this 4380-nucleotide messenger RNA. Its product is annotated as sterol regulatory element-binding protein 2. Gene Ontology annotation, cellular component: nucleus. NCBI's taxonomy places the organism in Eukaryota, Metazoa, Cnidaria, Scyphozoa, Rhizostomeae, Rhizostomatidae. The record is from RefSeq and is a predicted model, not a curated record. Gene Ontology annotation, molecular function: protein dimerization activity; RNA polymerase II cis-regulatory region sequence-specific DNA binding; DNA-binding transcription factor activity, RNA polymerase II-specific. Gene Ontology annotation, biological process: regulation of transcription by RNA polymerase II.